Serpula lacrymans var. lacrymans S7.9 is the source of this 153-nucleotide messenger RNA. RefSeq lists its product as uncharacterized. Bases 1 to 153 code for a protein of 50 amino acids. Lineage: Eukaryota; Fungi; Basidiomycota; Agaricomycetes; Boletales; Serpulaceae. The transcript has 2 exons. The record is from RefSeq and is a predicted model, not a curated record.
AUGGAACUUGGGAUCAGAGGUCCAAAAAGUGUCCAAAAGCGAUCCAGGAGGGUGCUAAGGCUUCCUAGUGCUGCUACAGGGUUACGCCUGUGUUCCCCUUUCAAUUCCACACUGAUAUUAACAGAGAAAUCGCCUCGAGACAGUGUUGGUUAA